AGCAAUCUACGUCAAUUUCUUGCGCUUGUCAAGUAUGGUGAGGUCGAAAAAGUCACCCGGCUACUUGAAAAAGGUAUUGACCCAAAUAUUCAAUGCCGCGAAACUGGCGAAACUCCCCUGACCUUGGCUGUACAACUACCGAAGCCAAAAGAAUUAAUUAUGGCGCUAGUUGCCGGUGGUGCUCACCUGGAUUAUAGAGCGUCCGAUAAUCGCACACCCAUCCAUCGUGCAGCGAUGUGCGGAAAUUUUAUUGCUAUUAAGGUACUCCUCGACCUAGGCCAGUCUCCGAACACUCGUGAUUCUGCUGGCCUGACUCCUCUCUAUCACACCAUGCUAAAUGACACAUCGGCAAUGUGCGUUGAACGUCUUCUUUAUGAUCACUCUAUCCUCGGUGUAACUGACGAGGCAGGACUCGAGGAGAUACACCAGGUAAACAUAGGUUUCGCUGUCAUGCAAGAACUGAUAUAG
Messenger RNA from Dibothriocephalus latus, 468 nucleotides. Lineage: Eukaryota; Metazoa; Platyhelminthes; Cestoda; Diphyllobothriidea; Diphyllobothriidae. The record is from the annotation of a GenBank genome assembly.